Messenger RNA from Cyanistes caeruleus (blue tit), 3223 nucleotides. Its product is annotated as lamin-B3-like. Gene Ontology annotation, biological process: heterochromatin formation; protein localization to nuclear envelope; nuclear pore localization. Gene Ontology annotation, molecular function: structural constituent of cytoskeleton. Gene Ontology annotation, cellular component: nuclear lamina; nuclear envelope. Lineage: Eukaryota; Metazoa; Chordata; Aves; Passeriformes; Paridae. The record is from RefSeq and is a predicted model, not a curated record.
CUGCGGGGGUGGCCGUGAAGGACCGGCCGGCCCCGGUCUAUGAGCGUGCCCGGCCCUCCCCUUGCAGCCGGGGGCCUGUGCCGUCCCUUCCCUCUCCCGCUGGGAAUGCCGUGGAAAAUAGCUGGCUUCCGCAUGGGCUUCGCACUGAACGAGCUGGAAAAUGGGAAUUCCAAAAAAGAAAGUGAUUUAAACCUGGCCCAGGCUCGUGUGAGAGACCUCGAUGCCCAGCUAAAUGCAAAGGAAGCUGAUUUAGCAACAGCCCUGAAUGAGAACCGGACUUUGGAGAAUGAGCUCCGUGAAUUAAAGGAUCAAGUACUCAGUCUGAAUCUGUCACUGGAGGAUACUAAAAAGCAUCUCCACAGCGAAAUGUUGAGGAGGGUAGACCUAGAAAACCAUAUGAAAACUUUGCAGGAAGAAAUGACGUUCCAGAAGCGCCUUCAUGAAGAUGAGCUCAAAGAGACAAAAAGAGUCCAUGAAAGCAGGAUAGCAGAAGUAGAAUCUGGUCGUCAAAGGGAAUUUGAGAGUAAGCUCUCAGAUGCUCUGCAGGGCCUCAGAAAACAACAUGAAGAACAAAUUCAAGGUUACAAAGAGGAGAUGGAGCGAACAUUCAGUGCAAAGGUGGAGAAUGCCCAGCUAGAUGCAGCAAGAAACAGUGAGUUUGCCAAUGCUGCUCGGGAGGAGCUGAAGGAAACACAGAAGAGAGUUGAUACUCUGGUAUCUCAAGUUAAUCAAUAUCAAAGCCAGAAUGUUGCUUUGGAGAGCAGAAUAAAGGAGCUACAGAAUUUGCUGGAUUAUGAUUGUGAUCUCCAUCGAAGGCGUAUGGCUGAAAAGGAAGAAGAAAUGGCACAAGCUCAGAAGCAGGCACAAGCACAGCUAGAAGAGUAUGAGCAUCUCUUAGAUGUGAAACUGGCUCUAGACUUGGAAAUAAAUGCAUACAGAAAGAUGUUGGAAGGAGAGGAACAGAGGCUAAAGCUGUCACCCAGUCCAUCUUCACACAGCACAGCAACUCAAGCAGCAAGUCAGGGGCGACGAUUCCUGCAUGGGAAGAAAAGGAAGAUCAAAGAAACCAAAAAGAGAGAGCAUAGUGCUGCAUUUAAGACUAUUCAGCAUGUUUCAGCUACUGGAAAUAUAUCUAUUGAAGAGAUCGAUGCAGAUGGGAAAUUUGUCAGGCUUAAAAAUCACUCUGCUGAGGAUCAACCUCUACAUGGCUGGGUGUUGAGACGACGAAUUGGAAGUGUGGCAGAUGUUACCUACAAGUUUCCUUCACGGUUCACUCUUCAGGCAGGCCAAGAAGUUACAAUCUGGGGUGCAGCUGCUGGUGUAAGCCCAGGUCCUAGUGAUCUGGUCUGGAAGUCUCAGAAGUCUUGGGGAACUGGUGAUAAUAUUGGUGUUACACUCAUCACAGAUGAUGGUGAGGAACUCGCAGAGAGGAAGAUAAUGCUUGUACCCAGAGAAGAAAGUGAGCAUGAUGAUGAUUAUGAAGAAAUAACUGGAAGUGAAGCAGAGUUUGCAUCUCAGACCAAAAGAAGAAGGAAAAAGAAAUGUUGUUUGGUUUCAUGAUAGUGGUUCCUGUGAGCAUCCUUAAGCAGCAAAAUGAAGAUCCCAGCUGUUCUGUCAUGUAACAUGGACAACCAUCUGAAAACACCUCUCAGUGUUAGGUGACAUAGACUGUAUGUGUGUUGGUAUCUUCUGUAAUAUCUGAAAUUUGGAAUUCACAUAUUCCAUCUGAUGUCUUUGUGAGAAGCAUUGUCCAUAACAUGAUGGAAUUUGCUACCUUCUGAUACUGGACCCUGGCCUUGGAUUCACUGAUACACAAAGAGCAGUAGAAUACAAGCUCCAUGUGAAGUUAUUUUUUAUUUUUACUUUUACACAAGGAUCCGGUUUCUCUGACCUGCUGAAACAGAGGAGGGUACAGAGUUUACAAAGCUUCUAAACAUGUGCCCUAACAGGAUCUUAAACACUUGACAAUGAACAUGAGGCUGCCUCAGCUUUCUCAAUAUUCUGAUAGGGUAUUCUCCAAAGGUAAUUUCUCUUUCCAGUCUGAGUGGGAAACAUGGGACUGAUCACACCCUUGCACCUUGAGCAAGUCUGAAGUAAAACAUUGUACAGAAGAGUGAUGAGUGUCUGAAAUGUUUCCUGCUCAGCUCCUAAUGCAGAAAUACAUACUACAUGGUCUGGAUCACUUCCUAGAGUGAAACACUUUAGAAUUAAAAGCAAAUUGUAAAAAAUAUUCAAAAGUUAUAAAAUUAUAAAGUAUAAAGGUAUUAAAUGUACUGUUUCUGUAGCCCAGCAGCUGGAAGUCCCUGAUUCAGUAUUGUAUAUUCCUAGAUGCAGGGUAUCACAGCAGAGCUGUGCCAGCCUUAACUUGGAAAAAUGUAUCCUGGAAAUGUGAAAAACAUCUCAUUCUUACAGAGCAGGUACUGAGACCAGUGCUGCUAGCACUGUUUGAUUGGUCCAAACAGCUUUCUAAGGGGCUGGAGAGAAAAAUAUGCUAAGUAAAAAAUCAGAACUAGAAAGCCCCAACUGCAGUGAAAAACAUCAAACUCCUUGCUCUGGGAGCCCUUAUGUGCUAAAUCUCCAUGCAGGCCGCAGCUGUGUCUAAUGGGACUGCUGGGGAAAACUGGUUAUGGGCCAGUGUGUGCAGCUCCCUGUCACUCUGGUAGCUCUGUGCUCCGUGGAAAGCCUGUCCUGUAACCCCCGGGAGGGGACAGUCAGCCUCGGGCCCGCUGCAGUCACUCUGGCUCUCCAAACUGCUCCCCCGCUGGCCCUGGAGGAAAGAAAGGGCUUUGAGCCACAUGAAGUAAACUUCCACCUGAGAGCAGGAGGGGAGCAGCUGAGCCUGCAGCUUUCUCUCAAUGCUGGAGUAGUGUUUUGAUUGUCUCUUAACUUGCCAAAGUGUUCAGUUCCAAAUUCAAGACCUGCUUUGUGUUAGGAUGCAGGUGUUAAGGUGGGGUUUUCCUUAUGCUAGCUUAAACUCUGACAUUAUUUAAAAAUUCUAAUUUUGAGACAUCAAGAGUAGAUGCUGGUUUAAGACUUGGAUUUUAGCAGAUCCAAAUUCUUGUUCCACCUCAAACAAUAUAAAUAGCUGCUGCUCUAACUUUGCUGUAUUUAUCUUUAUUUCUUAAAACUUUUUUAACUAUUAAAGAUAUUUUUCAUGUAUAUAAAAGCAGUCUUGGAUUUAAGUAUUUGUAGAUUAAAUAAUAAAGGUCUGUCUGUUCAAUUA